ACAUCGAUGCUGAACUGAUACGGUAGCUGUGCUCGGGAGCUCUUGCCCUACCAAAUUUAGGCGGGCGCGUCCCUUGUCCCCGCACGCGUUAACACCCAACCAGCCCCACGCUCAUUCACAACACACAACACCAUGCCUAGGGAAAUAAUAACGCUGCAGGCUGGCCAAUGCGGCAACAGCGUUGGGCAGCAGUUCUGGCAGCAAUUAUGUCAAGAACACGGCAUCAACCAGGACGGUAACCUCGAAGACUUCGCGACCGAAGGCGGCGAUCGAAAAGAUGUGUUCUUCUAUCAAUCCGACGACACUCGCUAUAUUCCACGCGCCAUUCUUCUCGACCUCGAGCCUAGAGUGCUCAACUCCAUCCAAUCAAGCGCCUACAAGAACAUCUACAAUCCAGAAAACUUCUACAUUCACAAAUCAGGCACCGGUGCUGGUAACAACUGGGGUAUGGGAUACAGUAUGGGUGAGACAGUCCAUGAAGAGAUACUCGAGAUGAUCGACCGCGAGGCCGAUGGCUCAGACUCGCUGGAGGGCUUCAUGAUGCUGCACUCAAUUGCUGGAGGUACCGGUUCUGGUCUGGGAUCUUACAUGUUGGAGCGUCUGAAUGAUCGCUUCCCCAAGAAGCUCAUCCAGACUUACAGUGUUUUCCCCAACACUCAAGAUGGAGACAUUGUCGUUCAGCCUUACAACAGUCUGCUCAGUAUGCGUCGAUUGACGCAAAAUGCCGACUCGGUCGUGGUCUUAGACAAUGGUGCCUUAUCGAAGAUCGCGGCAGACCGACUGCACGUACUCAAUCCCUCCUUUGAGCAGACCAACCAGCUUGUCUCGACCGUCAUGUCCGCCAGCACAACUACCUUGCGCUACCCAGGCUACAUGCACAAUGAUCUGGUUGGCAUUGUGGCAUCACUCAUUCCAACACCACGCUGCCAUUUCCUCAUGACCGCAUACACACCUUUCUCAGGCGAGAACGUAGAACAGGCUAAGACUGUUCGUAAGACCACCGUGUUGGAUGUCAUGAGGCGACUGCUGCAGCCCAAGAACCGCAUGGUCUCGACCAACCCCACCAAGAAGAGUUGCUACAUGUCGAUUCUGAACAUCAUCCAAGGAGAGGCAGAUCCAUCAGACGUUCACAAAUCACUUAUGCGCAUUCGCGAACGACGACUGGCUACCUUCAUUCCGUGGGGUCCCGCCUCGAUCCAGGUCGCACUUACCAAGAAGUCACCAUAUGUACAAUCGUCACACCGCGUGUCUGGUCUCAUGCUUGCCAAUCAUACUGGCAUUGCAACGCUAUUCAAGCGCAUUGUAGCGCAGUAUAGCACACUGAGGAAACGAAAUGCUUUCCUGGAGAGCUACAAGCGCGAAACGCCAUUCAAGGAUGGCCUCGGCGAGUUCGACGAAGCUAAGGAAGUCGUCCAAGGCCUGAUCGAGGAGUAUGAGGAUGCUGAGAAUGCGGAUUACCUGAGCAAGGAAACACCACCUGUUGACGAGGACGGCGAUAAACGAGUUGGCUGAGCCACGUUUCGAUAUAGCAUGGACGGCGUUCACAUACUGUUGACAUUACUGGAGUUCUCUGGAUAUGCCCUUUGUUGGUACAAUACCGGCGUUCGGGCAGGCAAAGACGACCGCUUGUGUCGCAGAGCGAUUCUUCAAAGAUACCAUUACUUCCUCGCAAUCCUAGCCAGAGUUUCUACCGCAGUCACCCCUUUCUUACUGUUCAAAAGUUGGCUGCCUUUUGGAUGUUGUGACUUCUGGCUGUGCUGACUCUCGUUAGCAGAGCGCGACCGUGGAACGACGAUCAGCGAAUAUCAAUACAUGUGGCUUUCGAGAUAAAACCACAUGUGAAUCUUAUUCUCCGAAUGUUCGGCUCCCCAACGUUACACUCGCAAAGCCGCAGAACAAUUGUCACCAACACGAAAUCCUGAACACAAACACUCCAACUCAGACCGGUCAACCUUAGAAAUGUCUGCUCGACUAGUG
Didymella exigua CBS 183.55 is the source of this 1977-nucleotide messenger RNA. Its product is annotated as tubulin nucleotide-binding domain-like protein. Gene Ontology annotation, cellular component: nucleus; cytoplasm; spindle. The transcript is spliced from 3 exons. Gene Ontology annotation, molecular function: structural constituent of cytoskeleton; GTP binding. Lineage: Eukaryota; Fungi; Ascomycota; Dothideomycetes; Pleosporales; Didymellaceae. Gene Ontology annotation, biological process: microtubule nucleation; meiotic spindle organization; mitotic sister chromatid segregation. The record is from RefSeq and is a predicted model, not a curated record. The coding region runs from base 133 to 1512 and encodes 459 amino acids.